AGGCUGGAGGCUGAAGGUGGAGAUAGAGAGAGUGUGUGUGUGUGUGUGUGUAUAAAUGUGUGUAAAUGUGUGUAAAUGUGUGUAAAUGUGUGUGAGAGAGCUGAAUGAACUGCGGCUCUAGAACAGUAUUAUUACUCUGAUACACUGAGAGCUGCAGGUAGUAACGCGUCCUCAUCUCACUGCGCGGAUUGAUAUUCAGCCUGUAAAGCGGUUCAGCUCUGACACACCGGUACAGUUCAGCUCGAGCGCCGCUCUCAUCCCUCUGUCUCACCAUGGCAGGUGCCGGAGGCGGAGGCAAUGACGUGCAGUGGUGCUUCUCUCAAGUCAAAGGGGCGAUCGAUGAUGACGUAGCUGAAGCCGAUAUCAUCUCCACCGUGGAGUUCAACCACUCAGGGGAGCUGUUAGCCACUGGAGACAAAGGUGGCCGCGUCGUCAUCUUCCAGCAAGACACUGAGAACAAAAGCCAGCCGCAUUGCCGCAGCGAGUACAACGUUUACAGCACCUUCCAGAGCCACGAACCUGAAUUCGACUACCUGAAGAGUCUGGAGAUCGAGGAGAAGAUCAACAAGAUCCGCUGGCUGCCACAGAAAAACGCCGCACAGUUUUUGCUGUCUACGAACGAUAAAACUAUAAAACUGUGGAAGAUUAGCGAACGUGAUAAAAGACCAGAGGGCUACAACCUCAAAGAGGAGGACGGACGCUGCAGAGACUCCACCACCAUUACCACCCUACGGGUGCCGGUGUUCAGGCCCAUGGACCUGAUGGUGGAGGCGAGUCCCCGCCGCGUUUUCGCCAACGCUCACACGUACCACAUCAACUCCAUCUCGGUGAACAGCGACGACGAGACGUACCUGUCCGCCGACGACCUGCGCAUCAACCUGUGGCACUUGGAGAUCACCGAUCGCAGCUUCAACAUUGUGGACAUCAAGCCGGCCAACAUGGAGGAGCUGACGGAGGUGAUCACGGCGGCCGAGUUCCACCCGCACGAGUGCAACACCUUCGUCUACAGCAGCAGCAAAGGAACCAUUCGCAUGUGUGACAUGCGCGCCUCCGCCCUCUGCGACAAGCACUCCAAACUAUUUGAAGAGCCAGAAGAUCCCAGCAACCGCUCCUUCUUCUCAGAAAUCAUCUCUUCCAUCUCUGACGUGAAGUUCAGCCACAGCGGCCGCUACAUGAUGACCCGCGAUUAUCUGUCUAUUAAAAUCUGGGACCUUAACAUGGAGAACCGGCCAGUGGAGACGUACCAGGUGCAUGAAUACCUCAGGAGUAAGCUGUGCUCGCUUUAUGAAAACGACUGCAUCUUCGACAAGUUCGAGUGCUGCUGGAGUGGAAACGACAGCGUGGUGAUGACCGGCUCGUACAACAACUUCUUCCGCAUGCUGGAGCGCACGCAGAGGCGCGACGUGACCCUGGAGGCGUGCCGCGAGAGCUGCAAGCCCCGGCAGGUGCUGAAGCCCCGGCGCGUGUGCGCCGGCGGGAAGAGGAAGAAGGACGAGAUCAGCGUGGACAGCCUGGACUUCAACAAGAAGAUCCUGCACACGGCCUGGCAUCCGAACGCCAACAUCAUCGCCGUGGCCACCACCAACAACCUCUACAUCUUCCAGGAGAAAGGCAACUAAGCACCUCUCGCGGCUCAGCGCGUGCGAGAGAGGGAGGUUAACCUGAGAAUGGUUACAAGAUGAACUAGAAGUAAUAGUUUCUGUGAGAACAUCACCACUACUGUUAUCAUCAUCAUCAUCAUCAUCAUCAGGACGAGCAGAACGGGGGCAACACGGUGUACCGGGUCAGUCGGGAAUGGGCAGUGUAACAUGCCGUCCAUACCUGCAGCCCUGUUUCCCGUGAGGUCUGGCAGCAGGGAGACGUGGGUUGCAGGUUCGGCUGUAUUGUUGUUUGUUUAUUUCUUUUUUUUGUACUCAUUUGUAUACAGAUUUUGAUCUAAGCAUGUGCUGAUGAAUUACAUUUCACACUAUUAUGUAUUUUCCCAUUUAGUAAAAGCACAGGUCUUUAAAUUUUCAUUUCUGGAUCAAUUCGAAGACAACCUCACACUUCUGGUUGAUUCCAAAAUUCAUACUGCAUAGAUUUAUAAACAAAAGUCAUCGUUAUAUCGGCACAUGCCUAGUUUGAAGCUCGUUUCUUUAUAUUAUUUUCUACACAUUUUGUGCCAUUGCAGCUGUUUUUGUUUGUUUUUUUAUCUUUUCAAUGAAAUUGCCAAGUUGUCCAGGUAGUUUUAAUUCUGUUUAAAGAAUUUUGAUCCUUAUUUUGCUCAAUAAAUUUGUUUCGUCAGUACUGUCCUUUAAACCUCACGUCCAUUCGACUGUUCAUUCCCGAAACACACGACAUUUACACGCGGCGGCCGGCGGUCCGAGGGCAGACGGGACCGUGGCCGCAGUAUUGUAGUAGUGUCUGAUUUGUUUGCCGCCGUCUGUUUGUUUCAGGGGUGUUUACACACUUAUCUUACUGCUGACUGGUGAGAAAACUCUGCUGCCCUUACUGUAUUUUCUGUUUCCAUCUCUCUAUCUCAGUGCAAAUUGAGAGAUUGUAGAGAUUAUGACGAUGAAAAAUGGUAUUUAUAAACUGAACAAACAUUA
Messenger RNA from Trichomycterus rosablanca, 2588 nucleotides. It is a transcript of the gene ppp2r2ab, whose product is annotated as protein phosphatase 2, regulatory subunit B, alpha b. The transcript is spliced from 10 exons. Gene Ontology annotation, molecular function: protein binding; protein phosphatase regulator activity. Bases 273 to 1619 code for a protein of 448 amino acids. The record is from RefSeq and is a predicted model, not a curated record. NCBI's taxonomy places the organism in Eukaryota, Metazoa, Chordata, Actinopteri, Siluriformes, Trichomycteridae. Gene Ontology annotation, cellular component: cytosol; protein phosphatase type 2A complex.